Molecule: messenger RNA, 2196 nt
Organism: Labrus bergylta (ballan wrasse)
Lineage: Eukaryota; Metazoa; Chordata; Actinopteri; Labriformes; Labridae
Gene: eed
Product: embryonic ectoderm development
Biological process (GO): heterochromatin formation; negative regulation of transcription by RNA polymerase II
Cellular component (GO): ESC/E(Z) complex
Molecular function (GO): protein binding; nucleosome binding
Source: RefSeq, a predicted model, not a curated record
CCUUGCGGCUGCGGAGCGGAAGUGACGUACUUUGAGCCAAAAUGAGGGAAAAUAAGAACAUGUCCGAGUCCCCCUCUCAAGCGGGAAAAGAAAUACCAGCGAAGAAACAAAAACUAAGCAGUGACGAGAACAGUAAUCCAGAUCUAUCAGGAGACGAGAAUGACGAUGCUGUCAGCGUUGAGAGUGGCACCAAUGCAGAGCGGCCUGACACGCCCACCAACACGGUCAACGCUCCGGGCAGGAAGCUCUGGGGAAAGGGCAAGUGGAAGUCCAAGAAGUGCAGAUAUUCUUUUAAAUGUGUCAACAGUCUGAGGGAGGACCAUGGCCAGCCUCUGUUUGGAGUCCAGUUUAACUGGCACAGCAAGGAGGGAGACCCGCUGGUGUUUGCCACAGUCGGAAGUAACAGGGUAACUCUGUAUGAAUGUCACUCUCAGGGAGAAAUAAGACUCCUGCAAUCUUAUGUCGAUGCAGACGCAGACGAGAACUUCUACACGUGUGCCUGGACCUACGACACCAACACAAGCCACCCGCUGCUGGCUGUAGCCGGCUCUCGCGGCAUCAUCCGGGUGAUCAACCACAUCACAAUGCAGUGUAUUAAGCAUUAUGUAGGUCAUGGAAACGCCAUCAACGAGCUCAAGUUUCAUCCGAGGGAUCCGAAUCUCCUUCUGUCUGUCAGCAAAGAUCACGCUCUUCGUCUCUGGAACAUACAGACGGACACGUUGGUGGCGAUAUUUGGAGGAGUGGAGGGCCAUCGUGAUGAAGUCCUGAGUGCUGACUUUGAUCUUUUAGGUGAAAAGAUAAUGUCCUGUGGGAUGGAUCACUCCCUCAAACUUUGGAGGAUCAACUCAGAGAGGAUGCAGAAAGCCAUCCGAGGCUCUUAUGAGUACAACCCCUCCAAGACCAACAGGCCUUUUGUCUCUCAGAAAAUUCACUUCCCUGACUUCUCGACGCGAGACAUCCACAGAAACUACGUGGACUGUGUGCGGUGGCUUGGGGAUCUAAUUCUUUCAAAGUCGUGUGAAAAUGCGAUCGUCUGCUGGAAACCGGGCAGGAUGGAGGAAGACAUCGAUCACAUCAAACCAAACGAGUCCAACGUGACGAUUCUGGGACGCUUUGAUUACAGCCAGUGUGACAUCUGGUACAUGCGCUUCUCCAUGGACUUCUGGCAGAAGAUGCUGGCUCUGGGAAACCAGGUGGGGAAGCUUUAUGUGUGGGACCUUGAAGUGGAGGAUCCUCAUAAAGCAAAGUGCACCACGCUGACUCUCCCCAAAUGCACGUCCGCGAUCCGGCAAACCAGCUUCAGCCGCGACAGCAGCAUCUUGAUCGCUGUGUGUGACGACGCCUCCAUCUGGCGCUGGGAUCGACAGCGCUGAUUAUUUCUUUGAAACGAACUCUUCUUGUUUCCCCUUACUUUCCCCCUGAAGCUUGCAGCCCCAUUAUCAAAUCUACGCCGCAAGAAAUGUCCAUUAAAUCUCACCUGACCUCCAAAAAGCUCUUCUUGUUUUUUCCUGAGGAGAAGUGAGGAACUUCACCAAAGUCAAACGGUUCCUUUUGUAAUUCUGGCCAAGGAGAUUUCUUUCCCUUUUCUUUGUCUUACAGGAGCAGGUUUCUAGUUAAAUAAAUCAGAUUCCUCAGAAGUUUAAAAAGUUUUAUGACAGGAAAUACAUUUUAUAUCUUAUAAAACAAAUCUGUGUGAAUCUCACACGUCUGACUUUUAGAAGAACGCUUUUCUUUGCCACAGCAGCGAUAGUUUAAACAAACUUUUUGUCCCAGAUAAAAUUUUAAAAUAAACUUUAUUAGCAUGUCGGUGUUAUUGGUGGAUAAGUGCCUUGUAGCUUCCUAUGCAGACUCCUUCAUCAGGAAUCACUGGAUCAGUCAGCUGCUCCUGUUCUCUGCAUUCAGGGAUGUUUUUCUGGGAUCACUUUGCAGAUUUUCAUCACUCUUUGUCGGGAAAAGAAGCUUUUAAGACACCACAGAUGAAACGACUUAAAGGUGGAUAUUUCUUGCAGCGUGCUGUCUUUUAUUAUGAUUUGUUCACACUUGAAGAUUUUUGUCGUUUUUGUUUUUUUUUAUUCAGUUUUUUUUUUUUAAAGGUGUCACAUUCCUUUGUGUCUUUUAAAAUAGUUUGCUGUUACAUCCCUCUUGUUCACCUCCAGGAGAACACAAACAACUCAAUAAAAAGUAUUUUGUAAAUAA